AAUAUAUCUCGGGACAAUCGUAUAAGGUAAGGUGCCAUGAUGAGGCAAAAGAUUACUGGCACACGGUGAUCUGUUUUCUAGAUUUCCAUCGAGCAUAGAAGAGAACGCGAGAUAGCGGAACAGGAGACAGAGAAAGUGCAUGGCGAGCAGAAAGUGUGGGAGGUGCGGAAGGAAGGAUAUUGAUCGCCGCGACGGUAGGAGUGCGCGCAUGGGAGAUCCUCUCUGUCCCACCCUGCGGCCUGCAUCCACCUAGGUGGCUGACGAUGGAACGUGCAUCGUGUCAGUCGGUACUUUAAGAACCAUACUACACCACGAUCGCAAAACGGUCUGACAAAUCGAGUGUUGGAAUCGGGAAGUCGGUCGGUGCUCUGCGCCAAGGGUGUGUCGCGCCGUGGACACUACGAGCCUCGAUGAACGGGCGCCGAACUACGCCGGCCCGAACAUUCAAGGACCGAACGGCGUAACAGGAAGUAGAAGGGACACGCGACGAAUCCAUUCAUUACUGGUGAUUUCACGAAGCCUCCACAUACAUGACAGACUCGUGCGCUCCGAUGUGAACAGUCAAAUAGGCACCGUCCUGCAUGUGUUACCGUUCACGAGAGUGUACAUGUAGUUUAUUGGCAUUGAUUGGGGACAGUAGACACGCGAAACGUUACAACCACGACACACAUACAUCCCUCAUCUGUUUUUUCUUUCCCGUUUUCCUUUCAUCGAUCCCGCCAACACUGAUAUCGUCAAUCGACUGUCAUUAGUGUUAAUUGAAUAAAUAAAAGGAAAGAGAGAUUGAGAGAAAGAGAUAAAAUCAGAAGAAACGAAACCAUGGCGAAUUGGGACUGGGAAGACACCGACUGGGAUUGGGAAGAUACGGAAGAAUCAUCUUGUGGAGAGGAACAGAAGCAGAUUAUCUCAGAACCAGAGAUUGACAAGGAGUGGCUUGGUGGUAUCCUAAGGGAAUUUCACAAAGAACCGGUCACAAUAACCGAAUGUAACGUAAGUCCGGGCUGUAUGAGUAAUGAAAGCGCGCUCAGUGCUAUAAUUCGUGUUAAAAUCAAGUACGUGUUGAACGACACAAAUACCACGCAAGACCUGUCACUUAUCGUGAAAGAGCUUCCAAAAGAUGCGUUCAGUCGUUUCUUUGUUAUCGAAGGCCAAUUCGAUCUUCGGGAAAUUAAAUUUUACACACAGGUCAUGCCUGACCUAAAAGAAUUUCAAAAGAAGCAACUAGCAUCCCAGGAAAAUAAAUCGGACGAGGAAAUCCUUCUGUCAGUUCCAGUCUGCUAUCAUGCACAUUACACACCAGCUGAUGAGUCAGACGACAACCCUACAACGCCAGAUUCUAUUCUCGUACUGCACGAUCUUCGCGAUUCUGAUUUUCGAAAUAUCAAAUUUCGCGAAGGAAUGACAUACGAUCAAACUAAAGUCGCAUUAGAUGCUAUAGCACGCAUACACGCGCAUUCUCUGGCAAUGAAAGUUGUCGAGGGAGAGCCUCUGUCCGAACGUUAUCCAUUCCUCUUCCAAACAGCAAAGGCAACGGACUCGUAUCAACAACUGGUUGAGCGUGGUUUGCCACAACUUGCCAAAUUUUUGAAAAGUACGCCAGGAUUAGAAGCGAUACUGGAGGCUCUACUUGUACUACGACCUAGAACUAAGCAUAUAAUAUCUGCACUCCUUGCGCCAGAAGGUCCGUUAGCCUUGAUCACGCACACAGAUUUCUGGUGUAAUAAUCUACUUUUCAAGGAAGGACCAUCUGGCCUUGAAUGCUGCAUCCUCGACUGGCAAAUGGUUACUUAUAGUAGACCGACUAAUGACAUUGCUCUGUUGAUAGUAAGUUCAUUGCCAACCGAAUUACGUCGCAAACAUACAGAAACCUUCCUUGAUAUCUAUUGGGAGGCACUAAUUGGGACGUGUUCUCGUCUCGGCGUCGACAUUCCGAAAGAUUUGGGCUACACAAGAGAAGACUUAAAUAAGGACUAUAGGCGAUCGCAACUCCUCGCUCUCUUACUCUGUAUUGGAUCUGUAGAUGUUGCUUUAGGCGAUGCAGAUACAGAACAACGCUUGAUCGACGUUUUAAAAGACCUUCAUAGUGAAGGUGUACUUACAGAUGAGACUGCGAUUGCUAAUAGCGAAAACGACCCUUAGUCAGCAUUAUUACUGCCUAUGAUAGUGUUGCAGCGAAUUAAUACUUCUACGCGAAAUGUAAAUCGAGAAAGCAAAAGUUAUAGAACUGAUUGUUCAACAGCUCGAUUCGUCUGCCAUUGACGUUACGAUUGCGAAUAACGUAAUACAUCUCAAGCAACAGGGCUUGUGUCGAUAAUUAUGUAAUUGCGGAAUCGAAAUCACGUUAAAGUUCGUUAACGUGGUGGAAAUAGAAUUGAUGUUAGACUCUUAUGUUUAAAAAUAUUUCGAUAUUGAAUUGUUCUUUCGAUAUGUACACCUAUAAUUUAGUAAGGACGUUCAGCAAACAGAAUAUCAAUAAACAUUGUAUGAAGUUUUAAAAUUAAAAGUGACUCGAAAUGUAAAAGAAUUGCUAAUACGUGCCAUAACAAAUAACAAAUUAGGAGUAACAUUUUCCUCCACGAGCCAGUUAAAUAUAACAAUCGUUUGAUUUGAAUUUGUUCUUUUAUCAAAAUUUCUUCCCGCAAUUACUAUUACGGCUAUACGUCCGACAUUCUGUUACUGCUAAUUCACAUACGCAAUAAUUAUAUUAUUCCAUUUCUUUGUACAAACUAUAUAAAUAAAAUAUACUUUGAUGUUGUCAUGAA
Molecule: messenger RNA, 2762 nt
Organism: Bombus pascuorum
Lineage: Eukaryota; Metazoa; Arthropoda; Insecta; Hymenoptera; Apidae
Exons: 3
Coding region: 820-2139 (439 amino acids)
Source: RefSeq, a predicted model, not a curated record